Molecule: messenger RNA, 1200 nt
Organism: Daldinia vernicosa
Lineage: Eukaryota; Fungi; Ascomycota; Sordariomycetes; Xylariales; Hypoxylaceae
Exons: 2
Coding region: 186-860 (224 amino acids)
Source: RefSeq, a predicted model, not a curated record
GCUCGUCUUCGGGUUAUCCAUUUCCUUUUUUUGGUCACUUAUUUUCUUUUCUAUAUCUUGCUUCGCUUCGUUUGAUCAUAUUCAUAUUUAACUAUCCUUAUUCCAUAGUCAACAUUCUGUGAAGGUUGAAAACGGAUAAUCACCUAUAUAUUUUCUCGCUCUCUCUCCAUCUAUCUAUCCCCACCAUGUCUUCUGAUAACAAGGGCCGUAUCCCCACGCCUUACUCGGACGUGGAUCCUCAAGAUCACCAGUACCAGAGUCACGUGAAGAAACUUCGUCUUGUUGAUAGUGCUCGCAUCGGUCUCACUGGACUGGCCCUCCUUUGCGGCCUGACUAUCCUCGGAACUGCUGCCGAUACCCUGGCUGUAUAUAAUGCAACACACCUCUCGAGCGAUUAUCACUUACCACUGUGGCCUGACCAAUUCGAUCUCCGGCCCACGGUAGCGCUCGUCGUUGGCAGCACUAUUGUGGUCAUUGCCAAUAUCGUAUCUUUGCUAUGUAGCAAAGUCAGGGUGCUUCGCAACCAGACCUCGGUUCACACGCCUCUUACUUUUGCUGCGCCCUUUGUUGGCUUUACGGCUGUCAUGAUCGGCAUGAUUUUCUUCUAUGCUGUUAAUACAUCAGCCACAAAUGAUACGUUACAGAGCUGGAGCUGUCAGUGGGGAUUUGCGAGCAUGGGCGCGAAGCCGCACUUUGGCACUCUAUGCAACGAAAGCCGGGUAGCCCUGUAUCUGUCUGUUAUAUUAGUUCCCGUCGAGUUGAUUGUCUUUACCAUAGCCGGCUACCAGUCGAUCUUGGAAAAGAAAGCGCUCGGUUUCAUCCCGUCUCACAAGACUGGCAGUCCUGUACCAUCAGCGUGAGACUCAGCGUGAGACAGUACCAGGCAAGGAGUGGACCCAACUGGUUCUCGACCUGCACACACCCGCGGCCGCGGGCUAAUGUCCUGCAAUAUGGCGAUGAUCCAUGCAUGGUUGUCGGAGUCCGGUCAUAACGAUAGGUAAGGUGCGCAAGGAAGAUAGUUUACGAACGACCGGUGUAUAAUAGCUAUAAUAGGCCGUCACCGAGAAGUGGCGAUGCAAUAAACAUUAUCUGAAUCGACGCUGCGGGUUGACAUUCUAGGUCGUCUUGAUUUGUAUAUAGGAGGAUAGGUAGACUGAUUGGUGUAAUAUCUCGGUUCUCGGUAGCCCACAAUAACAAUUU